Messenger RNA from Magnolia sinica, 717 nucleotides. RefSeq names its product disease resistance protein RPM1-like. Lineage: Eukaryota; Viridiplantae; Streptophyta; Magnoliopsida; Magnoliales; Magnoliaceae. Gene Ontology annotation, molecular function: ADP binding. The record is from RefSeq and is a predicted model, not a curated record. Gene Ontology annotation, biological process: defense response to other organism. The transcript has a single exon. Bases 1 to 717 code for a protein of 238 amino acids.
AUGAGUAAUCAAUGGUAUGAUCCUCGACUCGAUGCUCUUUUCAUUGAGGAAGCUGAUCUUGUGGGCAUCGACCUUCCAAGGAGCAAAUUGAUUGGAUGGCUAGUCAAUGGAGAUUCGAGACUUUCGACGAUUUCGGUGGUUGGGAUGGGUGGCCUUGGCAAGACUACUCUAGUAAAGAAAGUCUAUGAUAACCAACAGGUGAAGAAAUGUUUUGAAACAUAUGCUUGGAUCACUGUCUCGCAAUCGUUCAAAGUGGAGGAACUUCUUCGAAGCAUGAUAAAGCAAUUCUUUGAGGAGAAGAAAGAUCCAUCUCCCCAAGGAUUAGACGUGAUGACACAGGUCGAGCUCAUCCAAAUGCUACGGAGCUACUUGCAGAACAAAAGGUAUGUACUUGUUCUUGAUGAUGUAUGGAAUUUCAUAAGAAAUGUAUUGCCUGCUAGCAAUUAUAAUAGUAGGGUAAUGAUCACCACACGCAAAGAUGAUGUCGCAUCAUCUUCUUGCGUCGGACUCUCCGAUCACAUCUACAAUCUUCAACCUCUGCCUCCAAGUGAGGCUUGGUCUCUGUUUUGCAAGAAGGCAUUCCAUUCGAACUACGAGAAUUGUUGCCCUCCUGGAUUGAAGAAACUUUCUCAAAGCUUUGUAGAUAAAUGCCAAGGAUUACUGCUGGCGAUUGUCGCAUUGGGUAGUUUUCUAUCAAUCAAGGACAAGACAUGUUGA